Molecule: messenger RNA, 228 nt
Organism: Sclerotinia sclerotiorum 1980 UF-70
Lineage: Eukaryota; Fungi; Ascomycota; Leotiomycetes; Helotiales; Sclerotiniaceae
Exons: 3
Coding region: 1-228 (75 amino acids)
Source: RefSeq, a predicted model, not a curated record
AUGAUAUUUGACGCCAUUGCCGAAACGUGCCUCGCAUGUCGAGUUACAAGAGGGGCAACUGUGAUAGGUAGGCUAUACCGUGACUCCAUCAUGUCGAUGAAUCAUACAAACAAGGUUUCGAAUGGUGACACGAGUAAUUGGAAAUUUUCAUCGGAUCUUGGUAAUGGCAGUAUGGCAUCCUCGUCCUUGCUUGUCGUUCAAGACUCAAGAAUGGAGUACAGUACUUGA